GACUCUGGUCAAGCAGAAAUGUGAACAGAUGGGCUGCUGGUCUAGUAAUUCCAGGAUCCAGAGGAUUCUUGACCUCACUCUUAAGGAGACACAUGUCGGGAUGAAGGGAGAGUCAUCUGCAGCCCUGCAUUGCUGAACUAUUGCCAAGCACUGAUUCACCUGUUCUUGUCAAACAGGUUCCCACCACACUGAAGCCAUGAGGAUCCAUAGCCUCACCCUGUUCUUCCUUCUUCUGGCUGCUCAGGUGUCACUGGUGAAGAGCAAAAAGGAAGCAAAGAAUAGACAUGUCAGCAAAGGCACCACAGAGAAAUUGCAUACUCUGGGAGAGUCCCAGAUUGAGCCACCCAAGUGCCUGACCAAAGGCAAAUUUGUCACCCAAGACCAUGCCAAAUGUAGAUGGGAGGUAACUGAGCAAGAAAAGGGCAUAGUGCUGAAGGUCGAGUGCACCCGACAGGACAACAAGUUUUCCUGUGUCUUUACGGGCAAUCCAACUUCCUGCCUAGAGUCAAACAAGAAGAAUGUCUAUUGGAAACAAAUUGGCCGGAACCUGCGCUCUCAGAAGGUCCUCUGUGGGGAUGCCAAAACCAUCCUGAAAACCAGAGUGUGCAGAAAGAAGUUUCCAGAAUCCAAUCUCAAGCUGGUGAAUUCCACCCUGAUUUGGAACAAGAAACCCAGCCAGGAGUUAAUGGAACCCUCAUCCAGGGAGCAGAGCAAAGCCAGUGAAGCCUCCCUCAUGGAGCCUAACAAAGCCAAAGAGUUAUCCCUUAAGGAGCAGAUAAAGGUCAAAGAACACAUCCCCUCUGGCCCAGCAGAGACCCAGACCACAGCCACCAAGGAUCCCAAGUGUGCAGAGGACCCAGACUUGAUAAAGCAGAAGAUGGCCCUGGACUACUGUGGGGAAUCCUGGAGCUCCAUCUGCAAAUUCUUCAUCACCAUGAUCCAGGACAAUACAUGCUAAUGAGAUCAAAAGAGAACAGAGUCCUUUAGGAGGUGCUAUGUAAACCUCUUUAGCAUGUGGUAAAGCUCUCCGAGUAAGAUGAACAUUUGUGCUGUGAGAGUGCAGUAGAAUAUUUAAACAGAUUUUAUAAUUUUUGCUUUUGUGUUUUGGAAUUUGCUUUAUAUUCAUUUCCUUAAAUUUUACUUUCAGGGGUUGUUUCCCUCAGCAUAUGUUUCCAUGGCCCACAAAGCUAUGUGCAGACGAGCAGCAAGGACCAUUUUCUGAGUUGAAUGAGCCAGAGUGAUGAUUUCAGUGCAAUGCACUUUCUGGUGAAUUAGCAAAGUUAAUAAAGCUCUGGAUGUUUUUCAGA
Messenger RNA from Panthera uncia (snow leopard), 1307 nucleotides. It is a transcript of the gene FGFBP1, whose product is annotated as fibroblast growth factor binding protein 1. Gene Ontology annotation, molecular function: growth factor binding. NCBI's taxonomy places the organism in Eukaryota, Metazoa, Chordata, Mammalia, Carnivora, Felidae. Bases 197 to 958 code for a protein of 253 amino acids. The transcript has a single exon. Gene Ontology annotation, biological process: cell-cell signaling. The record is from RefSeq and is a predicted model, not a curated record.